This is a messenger RNA of Oppiella nova, 963 nucleotides long. The record is from the annotation of a GenBank genome assembly. NCBI's taxonomy places the organism in Eukaryota, Metazoa, Arthropoda, Arachnida, Sarcoptiformes, Oppiidae.
UUGCACUUCUGUUGAGAAACAAAACACUUUGAAUUGCAAUCAAAAUCUUAAAGAUACUCAAACUAAAGAGUCCACAAAUAGUGUCCCAAAGUGUCACUCAAAAUCAAGUGACGACGACAUCGAAAUUGUUUACAUGAAAGCCCCGGAGUCUGAAGAAAUCCUUAGGAAAGUUAAAGAAUUACAACUUCCGCUCAAUUUCUACGACUACGAGACUAUGGAGCCGUGUAAGGGGUGUCGGGGCUGUCGAGACGAUGACUACUACUUUAAGACCGACUCUAAACCACAAGUUAAGGAUCAUUCAAACCCUGACGACUCGAACUCCAAUAGCUUAUUCAGAUCGGCUAUCGCUGCCACAAAUGUUAGUCAAUCUGAAUGGAAAACUAAUAGUAGUCCGAAGUCAUGGAUGACUAAGCCCCUAUACUGUCAAAGGGCUAAACUCUAUCGCUUUGAUCCCACUCUCAAGGAAUGGAAAGAGCGAGGAAUCGGUGACUUCAAGAUUUUGAAACACAAGUCCAAGAAUCGCUAUCGAAUGAUUCUAAGGAGAGAUCAGAUUCUGAAGAUUGCAUGCAAUCAUUACAUCACACCUGCGGUGACACUGAAUCCAAUGAACACGAGUGAAACAGCCAUUUGUUGGUAUGCUAUCGACUAUAGCGAUGGAAGUCCUGCCAAACAACAGUUUGCGCUCAAACUGAAAAACAAAGAUCUUCUCAAAGAAUUCAUUAAAUUGUUUGAAGACUGUAAAAGCAAUUUAGAAAACAGUGAAUACGAUAACUCAGACAAUGAGGACAGGAGUCGUGCCGAUGAGGACACCGAUGCUGAAGAAGAUCAACAAAAUUAAAUUCUUACAAAUAGAUUAUGAAUAAAUGUUAAUUCAAUUCUUUUUCAGUUCAUUUCAAAACUAUAAACUCUGUAAAAAUACUAAUCGUUUGAAUUAAGUUUUAAUAACAAAUCUUUUUCUAAUCA